AUGAAUAAAUUAAUAUUAUCAAUAGUAUUCACUACUUUUCUAGUUGCUUAUGUUAUAUUAGAUGUUACUUUUGAUGAUGAACUUUGGGUUAUAAGUAAAUCAUUUGCAAAAUCGAUGCAAUAAUCAAUUCCUACUUUUGAACUAGUUGUUUACGAAUUUUUUACAUACUUAGUUUUCAUACCACCUUUGGCAGCAUUUUAUUGCUUCAUAUAUGAUGACAAUAAAUUAAAUUCACUGCUUUAUUUAGCUGUUGUUAUUGCAAGUGCAACUACAAAUGAACUUUUAAAAAGUAUAUACCAUUAAGCACGACCAUACAUGAUAGAAACAGAUAUUUAAAGGUACCUAAAAUUAUAUUUUAGUUUGAAAUGUAAUUCUGAUUAUGGAAAGCCCUCAGGACAUUCACAAAAUUCAGUUGUGAUGAUUAUUCUUAUGCCAAUAUUGCUUUUUCCAUAAAUAAAAAAUCUAGGGAGGAAUAAAGUCUAGGUGGAAAUUUAAAAAGGUUAUAAUAUCUUAGAUUUAUUAGAUCUUGAUAGAAGUGAAUCUCAUACAGGUUAUACUAUAAAUAGUUUAGAAAAUUCAGAGUUAGAAGUAAUUUUUAUAAGAAUAUUUAGUUAAGAAUAGUUAAUUAGAAGCAAAUGACAAUAUAUAGUCAAAAUUUUAAAUUGCAAUGAAAUUAAUAAUAAUUUCAUUCCUUCUUACAAGCAUUAUUAUGACUGGUAUUUCAAGAGUAUUUCUUGGGGUUCAUUCUAUUGGAUAGGUAUUACUUGGUUGGGUUUGGGGUCUAUAUAUAACUUUAAUGUAUGUUUUUAUCAUUCAUGAUUCAUUAAAACGGUAUAUAAUCAAUCAAUAAUAUAUUUAGAUACAUAUUAAAUUUGUUUUAUCCAUAACAAAGUAAACAUAAAGAAAUGAAUCAUUUCAUUCCUAUGGCAUUUUUCCUAUUGUUAGUUCUAUUGGGUUUAUCAUUAGGAUUAUUAAAAUUAAAUUCCUUAAUUUAUUAUGAGCGAUUAAGGAUGAGUUCAUGGAUUGAAAAAAUAAAUCAAUGCAAAUAAACUAAUUACACAAGAGAUUCUCCAUAAAUAUUAUAUAAUUCUUGUUUCCAAUUUACAGGAAUUGGAGCUAUAAUAACAGGAUUAUUAGUUGGUGCUGUAUUAGUCUAAGGUUCUUAUGAUGAAGGUAACUUUAAUAAAUGGAAAUUAAAACUUUCAAAAACUUAGUUUAUUAAAAGAUUACUUUCAUUAUUGAUUCCAUUUAUAAUUUUGAUUCCUUUUGUAUUUAUUACCUCAAAUAAUGUAGUAGUUCAAUUGAUGUGCAAAGUAUGAUUAAAUAAUGAAAUUAGAUACUUCCAAUAUCCUUUGGGGUUGGAAUAAUCAUAAAUGGAGUCUUUCCAUUUCUAUUAAGAAAAUUUAAUUUACAAAUACCAGGAGAUUUUCUAUUUUUAUGUCAAAGUUAAUACUUGUUGUGUGAUUUAAAUAAAGAUAGCUUACAAUAAUAAGUAAAAGAAUAUAAUGAUUCAUAUUAAAAUAUGCUUUGA
Paramecium primaurelia is the source of this 1531-nucleotide messenger RNA. Lineage: Eukaryota; Ciliophora; Oligohymenophorea; Peniculida; Parameciidae. The record is from the annotation of a GenBank genome assembly.